UGCGCGCAUGCGCCGAGGGUGCGCAUGCGCCGUGCGCCUCGUCCGGGGGCGCUCGACGGGACGCGCCUGCGCAGUGGAGAGCGGCUGGUGGCUAGACUCGGGCAGGUGCAGUCUCAGUGAGAAGGCGGCCGGAGCGGCUGUCUGAGUCAAGAUGAGGCUUCUGUUGCUUGUCCUGGUGGCGGCGUCGGCGGUGACCCGGGGCGAGGCCUCGGCCAACAUGGGCGGCGUGCCCAGCAAGAGGUUAAAGAUGCAGUACGCCACGGGCCCGCUGCUCAAGUUCCAGAUUUGCGUCUCCUGAGGGUACAGGCGGGUGUUUGAGGAGUACUUGCGCGUCAUUAGUCAGCGGUAUCCCGACAUCCGAAUCGAAGGGGAGAAUUACCUCCCUCAGCCGAUUUACAGACAUAUAGCGUCUUUCCUGUCAGUCUUCAAACUAGUACUAAUAGGCUUAAUCAUUGUUGGCAAGGACCCCUUCGCUUUCUUUGGCAUGCAAGCGCCUAGCAUCUGGCAGUGGAGCCAAGAGAAUAAGGUCUACGCGUGUGUGAUGGUUUUCUUCUUGAGCAACAUGAUCGAGAACCAGUGCAUGUCCACAGGUGCAUUCGAGAUCACGCUAAACGAUGUACCUGUGUGGUCUAAGCUGGAGUCUGGUCAUCUCCCAUCCAUGCAGCAGCUCGUUCAGAUCCUCGACAAUGAAAUGAAGCUCAACGUGCACAUGGACUCACUCCCACACCAUCGAUCAUAGCCCCACCAUCAGCACUGAAAACUCUUCUACAUUACAGGAUUUUGCAGGAGCAGCGUGACUGGCACGAUGAAGGCCUGUACUGAAGACAGCUGCUGUUAGUACAGGCUGGAUACCCUCGGCAGGCACGUUGUACUCUUGGGAAACCUCAUGCAGGACAGUUUCUCAGUGCUGAGGCGUUUGGGAAUUCUGCACAUUCAUGGAGUGCAAUAAUACUGUAUAGCUUUCCCCAAAAACUCACUCUGUUUCUUUUACAUGUAGACAUUACUACUUGGAACUUUUUUCUUAGUCAUUUUUGAAAAAGUAGAAAAUUGAGUUACAAUUUGAUUUUUUUCAAGAUGUGUGUUGAAUUUGUUGUGCUUUUAUAUGAAUUUUCAUUUUUUAUAGUUUAAAGUCAGCCAUUUGGGUAUAUAGCUGAAGUUCCAAAUAGUUUAUAAGGUUAUUAGACAUCUCUAAUUUGGCCAUGUCCAAUUGAUACAGUUUCAAAAUUCUGCAGGUUAUGAACAGUGUGUUAUUCAAAAUUAUGGGGAAAUUCAGUAUCUCGAGUACUCCCACCGUGUGUGUGUGUCUGUCUGUCUGUCUGUGUCUGUGUGUGUGCGUGCGUCAGAGGACUGCUACAAACCACCUGCUCUAAAUCCUAUUGUGCAGUUCAGGUGUCUUGCCUUGACCAGUCUAGUGAGUUGAUUAACUGGGCCUUUGUAUUUAACUAAAUAAAAAGUAAGCAGAUGUCAGUUCAGUGGAAAAGUUUCAGUUUUUUGCUCAUUGUACCUGUUAACAUAUUUAAUAAUUAUCUGCCUAUUUUUUUUAUUUUGAUUUACAAAUAACCUUAGAAGGGGCACACUUUAGAUUCACAUACAAAUAAGAGGUUAAUUUACCAUUUUCAGAAUAGCUGAAACUCACCUCACUAAAUACCAGUCUGGUUGAACCUCUUACAACAUUGACAUUAGGUAAAUGGAGACCAUCUGAUAAUAACUUAUCUAGCAUCCAAUAUGUCAGAAUUUUACUGUAUUUGAAAAUUUUUAAAUUUAAUUUUUUGUAUUGUUCCAGAGCUCUAAAAAGACAGUUUUUUAAAAACUUAAAAAGUUGAUAAGACUAUAGGAAUGACUUAGCAGAAAUAGAACCAUAAUGUGGAAAAAUAGCUACAUGACAGCAGUGACAACAUACCUCAGACUCCAUACGUGAACGAAGUGGCAGGGCCAAAAGCAGGGACUGGAGUAAAAGUAAUGAAGUAAUUCAACACUGGUGUUACUAACAGUGAGCUGCUGCAAGGCUUGACCUUGCUGUCACCUGUGUAUCACUGGCUGCUUCCUUCCUGAAUGUGUCAGGUAAUGGGCCUGCAUGAGAGUCUCAAGGUAGAACUUACGUAAUCUUCCCGCUGUAGGACAUUAGUCUAUUGAUUCACUGCAGAAAAGUGGUUAAAUAGUUAUCUUUUGAUUGAGAUUGUAGAACUGUUAGCCUAAGUUCUUCACGUAGAGAUAGCCAAUACAAUUUAAAUGGGCAGUUCCUUAGAGAUUAUUACCUAAGUGGUGUAAUGCCAUUUUAUCUUCUGUGUACCACUCCAAAAGCCUGAACACUCCAGGGUCCUUCUUCAGCCUGUGGACAUUCCAGUGACACUGUAACCCUGUGGCGUGCAAACUUGGGCCUGUGAUGUUCCCAUGGAUCUGACAGGUAGAACUAUGAAGAAUCCAAGAUUCAAAUCCAACUUUCUCCAUUUUGCCUUGAGCUACAUAACUUGUCUUUCAGAGAAUAGCUACACUGUCUUAGACACUGAUAAAGCUCAACAACUGUGUUGACACCCACCUGUAUUUUGUUUUCUGCUUAGCCAUACUUAACUCUAGAAUCCAAUAGAGUCUAGUGAAAAAAUAAGUGGGGCGCAUGAAUAUAAAAAUACUACAAGGAAAAGGACAAGGUAAACUAUUUAAAGUGUAACUUUAUUCCUGACAUUUCACAAUUUAUUGGUUGCUUAUAAAUUGGUGUGGCUGUGUAACUUAUAAAUGUCUAUACACUAUUUAAUUAAAAGGCUGUAGGAUAUACCAGCAGGUUGGCUAAUAUUGGAGUUUUUGCCACAGUUGUCAUUGUGGAAGAAAUUGUUACAUUAAUAAAAAAAAAUGUUGGUAAAACAUGGCUUUAUGCCUCAGUGUGUAAGACAUGCAGACAAAUGCUUUCUUCUUCUGUCUCACAAAUGGUAUUCUUGCUUUUCAGUGCUGAUAUCAUUCAUGAUAG
This is a messenger RNA of Castor canadensis (American beaver), 2959 nucleotides long. It is a transcript of the gene Selenot, whose product is annotated as selenoprotein T. Gene Ontology annotation, cellular component: endoplasmic reticulum membrane. Lineage: Eukaryota; Metazoa; Chordata; Mammalia; Rodentia; Castoridae. Gene Ontology annotation, biological process: cell redox homeostasis. The record is from RefSeq and is a predicted model, not a curated record. Gene Ontology annotation, molecular function: thioredoxin-disulfide reductase (NADPH) activity.